GAGCUCAACAGUAAAAAAAAAAAAACCGGAAAUGGAGAAGAACAAUUACAAGCAGAUCUGGGCCGCAUUUGCGACGGUGGCCUUGUUCGCCGCCGUAUCAGUUUUCGCCGACGAUGUCGUAAUUCUAACUGAAGAUAACUUCGAGAAGGAAAUCGGUCAAGAUAGAGGCGCUCUCGUCGAGUUUUACGCACCUUGGUGUGGACACUGUAAAAAGCUAGCUCCUGAGUACGAGAAACUUGGGGCGAGCUUUAAGAAGGCUAAAUCUAUUUUGAUCGGAAAGGUUGAUUGUGAUGAGCAUAAGAGUGUGUGCAGUAAAUAUGGUGUUUCUGGUUACCCGACUCUUCAGUGGUUUCCUAAAGGAUCUUUGGAACCCAAGAAGUAUGAAGGGCCGCGCACUGCAGAAGCCCUUACCGAGUUUGUCAAUAAUGAAGGAGGUACCAGUGUUAAGAUAGCUACAGUCCCAUCCAAUGUAGUGGUGCUGACAGCUGAUAAUUUUGAAGAGGUUGUGUUGGACAAAUCCAAAGACGUUUUGGUUGAGUUUUACGCACCAUGGUGCGGUCACUGCAAAAGCCUUGCUCCUACAUAUGAAAAGGUAGCUACAGCUUUUAAAUUGGAGGAAGGUGUAGUUAUUGCCAAUCUAGAUGCUGACAAAUACAAAGAUUUUGGUGAAAAGUAUGGAGUAAGUGGCUUCCCCACAUUGAAAUUCUUUCCAAAAGGCAACAAAGAUGGGGAAGAUUAUGAGGGUGGUAGAGACUUGGAAGACUUUGUGACUUUCAUUAAUGAAAAGAGUGGAACCAGUCGCGAUGGAAAAGGACAACUUACUUCAACAGCUGGCAUCAUUGAAUCUUUGGACUCAUUGGUAAAAGAGUUUAUAGCUGCUGGACAAGAUGAAAAGAAAGCAGUAUUUUCUAAGAUAGAGGAGGAAGUGGAAAAACUAGAGGGUUCUGCUGCAAGGUAUGGAAAGAUUUACUUGAAAUCUGCUAAGAACUGUAUGGAGAAAGGUUCUGAUUAUGCCAAGAAAGAAAUUGAGAGGCUGCAACGUAUCCUUGACAAGGCAAUCAGCCCGGUGAAGGCAGAUGAAUUCACCCUCAAGAAGAAUAUUCUGUCAACAUUUGCUUAAUCUUUCGGAUCUUUUGGUUUCAGCCGUUCAUGUCUUAGGAAUAUUCAUCAGCCAGCUCUCUAGAUUUUUCCUCUCUCGGCCUUAUCCAACAUUUACUUUUCGAUUCAUGGAGCAAGGCUUCUCGCAUGCGCUGUAAUAGAAAUUAUUUUGAGAGCCUCAACUAGCUAGUGCAGUCAUUUUGUAUGCAUUACUUUACAUCUCUGUACUCUUAUUUACUAUCACGAGAAGUUCAAGUUUUGACUUUUAACUUCAGACAA
Molecule: messenger RNA, 1377 nt
Organism: Mercurialis annua (annual mercury)
Lineage: Eukaryota; Viridiplantae; Streptophyta; Magnoliopsida; Malpighiales; Euphorbiaceae
Product: protein disulfide-isomerase like 2-1
Exons: 11
Coding region: 32-1120 (362 amino acids)
Biological process (GO): protein folding
Cellular component (GO): endoplasmic reticulum
Molecular function (GO): protein disulfide isomerase activity
Source: RefSeq, a predicted model, not a curated record